UUGGGCCAAGCAUUCCCGGAAUGCGCUUCCUGCUGGCGCGGGGCGGGGGGCAGGCGGGGAGGCCCGGGAGGGCGGGGGGCGGCGCGGCCGGAGCCCCGGGCGCGCACUCCGCCCGGCCCGGGCCCCAGCAUGGCUGAGCCGCUGCUCAGGAAAACCUUCUCCCGCCUUCGGGGCCGGGAGAAACUUCCCCGGAAAAAGUCGGACGCGAAGGAGCGCGGCCGCCCAUCCCAGCGCCCAGAGCCUAGUCCUCCAGAGCCAGAGCCCCAGGCCCCAGAAGGAUCCCAGGCUGGAGCAGAGGGGCCCCCCAGCCCUGAGGCAUCUCGGAGCCCGGCUCGGGGUGCCUACCUGCAGAGCCUGGAGCCCAGCAGCCGACGAUGGGUGCUGGGUGGGGCCAAACCACCAGAUGAGGUCGCUUUGGGGCCCGGGGUACCUGGCAGUGGGGAGCCUGCUGGUGAGAUCUGGUACAACCCCAUCCCUGAGGAGGAUCCCAGACUCCCGGCAUCUGAGCUCCCAGGCCCACAGCCAGUCUCAGAUGAGCCGGAGAGCCUGGCCUCCCCAGGCGCAGCCCCCGCCAGUCCCCCAACCAAAGCUUCCCGUACCAAGUCCCCCGGCCCGGCCAGGCGCCUCUCAAUGAAGAUGAAGAAGCUGCCAGAGCUGCGGCGCCGCCUGAGUCUGCGGAGCACCCGGGCUGGCCGAGAGCGCGAGCGAGCCGCCCCCGCAGGCUCGGUCAUCAGCCGUUACCACCUGGACAGCAGCGUGGGGACCCCGGGGCGGGCAGCAGUGGCUGAGGGCACACGGGGCCUGAGGGCCGGUUACCUGAGUGAUGGCGACUCUCCUGAGCGCCCGGCAGGGCCACCGUCGCCCACCGCCUUCCGCCCCUAUGAGGUGGGCCCAUCGGCUCGGACGCCCCCCGCUGCACUCUGGGGCCGCCUCAGCCUGCACCUGUAUGGGCUGGGGGGGCUGCGACCAGCACCUGGGUCUACUCCGCGAGACCUCUGCUGCCUGCUGCAGGUGGAUGGGGUGGCCCGGGCCCGAACGGGGCCGCUGCGUGGGGGGCCAGACUUCCUGCGGCUGGACCACACCUUCCACCUGGAACUCGAGGCUGCUCGGCUGCUGCGGGCCCUGGUGCUGGCGUGGGACCCUGGCGUUCGGCGGCACCGGCCCUGUGCCCAGGGCACUGUGCUGCUGCCCACUGUUUUCCGAGGGUGCCAGGCCCAGCAGCUGGCUGUGCGCCUGGAGCCCCAAGGGCUGCUGUAUGCCAAGCUGACCCUGUCAGAGCAACGGGAAGCACCAGGCACAGCCGAGCCCCGCGUUUUCGGGCUGCCCCUGCCACUGCUGGUGGAGAGAGAGCAGUCCCCGGGCCAGGUGCCCCUCAUCAUCCAGAAGUGUGUUGGGCAGAUCGAGCGCCGAGGGCUGCGGGUAGUGGGGCUAUACCGUCUGUGUGGCUCAGCAGCUGUGAAGAAAGAACUUCGAGAUGCCUUUGAGCGGGACAGUGCAGCUGUCUGCCUCUCUGAGGACCUGUACCCCGAUAUCAAUGUCAUUACUGGUCAGCAUGCCCCUUCUCUCUCCUACCUGCUCCCCAUUCAGCCCUCACCUCAAGGCAGUCCCUGUGGUCCCUCUGGGACCUCACCCCUUCUGUUGGCCUUGCUUUCACUUUCCUGCACCUAUCCUCCUCCUCUUUCCCCCCUCCUAGCCCCAGAUGAACCUCCAGCCUCAGAAACCAAGGGUGUCCUAACCAGAGUGGACCCUGUAUCCACAGGCAUCCUCAAGGAUUAUCUACGGGAGUUGCCUACUCCACUCAUCACCCAGCCCCUCUAUCAGGUGGUGCUGGAGGCCAUGGCCCAAGGGCCCCCGAGCAGGGCUCCUUCCAGCACUGAGGGCACCCGUGGGCUCCUCAGCUGCCUGCCAGAUGUGGAGAGGGCUACACUGACGCUUCUCCUGGACCACCUGCGCCUUGUCUCCUCCUUCCACGCCCACAACCGUAUGACUCCGCAGAACCUGGCCGUUUGCUUCGGUCCUGUGCUGCUGCCAGCGCGCCAGGCCCCCGCUAGGCCCCGCAUCCGCAGCUCUGGCCCGGGCCUCUCGAACGCAGUGGACUUCAAGCGCCACAUCGAGGUGCUGCACUACCUGCUGCAGGCCUGGCCAGAUCCCCGCAGGCCCCCAGAAGCUCCGGAGCUCGUCUCGUACCUGAGGCCCAAACGACAGCCGCCGCUGCACUUGCCGCUAGCGAGCCCCGAAGUGGUGACUCGGCCCCGCGGUCGGGGCGGCCCCGAGAGCCCCCCGAGCAACCGCUACGCCGGUGACUGGAGCGUUUGCGGGCGGGACUUCCUGCCCUGCGGGCGGGACUUCCUGUCCGGGCCGGACUACGACCACGUGACGGGCAGUGACAGCGAAGACGAGGACGAAGAGGCUGGCGAGCCGACUGGCGCCACCGACUUCGAAGACGACUUCGAGGCUCCCUUCAACCCUCACCUGAACCUCAAAGACUUUGAUGCCCUCAUCCUGGACCUGGAGAGAGAGCUCUCCAAGCAGAUCAACGUGUGUCUCUGAGCCGGGCGGGGCCGGACCCCGAUUACUAAGGCCCGGCUCCUGGUUGCCAAGGCGAUGCCCUAACAACCCAGCAGGACCAGACCUCAGGCCGAGCUCCUGGUUCCUGGGGAGUUGCCUAGCGACCAGCCAACCCGUUGCUGAAGCUCAUUCCUCGUUUCCAGUGCUCAGUAUUUGGGUACUGGUUGCGAAGGCCGGGGACUGGGGGGUGUUAGGGACCAGCUAUUGUGGCCAUCUUUUCUGAGUUCCAAGGGUUUCUUCCCUGGCUGCCAAAAGGCACUUCUGCUUGCAGGGCUAGCUGGUCUCUCUUGCUUCCCCUUAGCCAGGGAAACACCAGUUACUGUGACCAUCACCCUGGGAUGGUGAUACACCACCCCCAGUCCGUCCUCUUGCUGCUGCCAACCAAAUCAGUAUUAGCUUUGAGCACUGCACUCUGCUUCUCCCUCAGCGGGCCCAAGGACUGUCAUGAGGUACUGUCUGAGGCAGGGUUGGGGAAAGCCCCUAUCCUGGGCUCUGGCUGGAUAGGGGCAGCCUGGGGCUUAUAGGAAAACAGCUGGUUUCCCCACCCUCUUUUCCAGGGAAAACCCCAUGAUUGCCUCAAACCAGCACAAGCAGAUAGCAGAGUCUGGCCCUUCCCCUCCCCAAUUCUUCUUCCCCAUUCCUGAAGAAAUUUAGCACUUAUAAGACCUCCCUUUUGGAGGGGCCCCACCUGAAGUGUCAGGCUGGGGGCACUUUGGUACGGAACAUAUUUAUUGCCUCCGUGCGUGUGUCUGUGUGUGAGGAGUAGUGUGCAUGGACGGGCAUGUGGGGCUCUUUCAGGGACCACAGAGGGGGGGAAAGAGUUUGUAGUGCCCAGGCACCCUGAAAUCCCCAGUAAUGGUGCCUCAGUGGGAGAGUAGGGUCCCCUCCUGUCUCCCCCCCUCUUUCCCUCACUUCCAACUUUGUGGACAAUAAAUCAAUAUGCACAGGU
This is a messenger RNA of Hippopotamus amphibius kiboko, 3517 nucleotides long. RefSeq names its product synapse defective Rho GTPase homolog 1 (gene SYDE1). The coding region runs from base 130 to 2550 and encodes 806 amino acids. Gene Ontology annotation, biological process: signal transduction. NCBI's taxonomy places the organism in Eukaryota, Metazoa, Chordata, Mammalia, Artiodactyla, Hippopotamidae. The transcript is spliced from 7 exons. The record is from RefSeq and is a predicted model, not a curated record.